This is a messenger RNA of Homarus americanus (American lobster), 1359 nucleotides long. RefSeq names its product mRNA decay activator protein ZFP36L3-like. The coding region runs from base 1 to 1359 and encodes 452 amino acids. NCBI's taxonomy places the organism in Eukaryota, Metazoa, Arthropoda, Malacostraca, Decapoda, Nephropidae. The record is from RefSeq and is a predicted model, not a curated record. The transcript has a single exon.
AUGUACGGUGGAGUGGUGGGUAAGACCGACUCUGAAGCACCUUGGGACUUGGUUACUCCGUCAAUUUUACGAGUCCUGGACCUCCCAUACCAUGUAGUGGAGCUUGGUUUAGUUGCGUUGGCGCCCGGUUCAGCCGUGGCAGUGGCGUUGGCGCCCGGUUCAGCCGUGGCAGUGGCGUUGGCGCCCGGUUCAGCCGUGGCAGUGGCGUUGGCGCCCGGUUCAGCCGUGGCAGUGGCGUGCCCGGUUCAGUGGCAGUGGCGGCGCCGGUUCAGCCGUGGCAGCCGUGGCGGCGUUGGCGCCCGGUUCAGCCGUGGCAGUGGCGUUGGCGCCCGGUUCAGCCGUGGCAGUGGCGUUGGCGCCCGGUUCAGCCGUGGCAGUGGCGUUGGCGCCCGGUUCAGCCGUGGCAGUGGCGUUGGCGCCCGGUUCAGCCGUGGCAGUGGCGUUGGCGCCCGGUUCAGCCGUGGCAGUGGCGUUGGCGCCCGGUUCAGCCGUGGCAGUGGCGUUGGCGCCCGGUUCAGCCGUGGCAGUGGCGUUGGCGCCCGGUUCAGCCGUGGCAGUGGCGUUGGCGCCCGGUUCAGCCGUGGCAGUGGCGUUGCGCCCGGUUCAGCCGUGGCAGUGGCGUUGGCGCCCGGUUCAGCCGUGGCAGUGGCGUUAUGGCGCCCGGCCCGGUUCAGCCGUGGCAGUGGCGUUGGCGCCCGGUUCAGCCGUGGCAGUGGCGUUGGCGCCCGGUUCAGCCGUGGCAGUGGCGCCCGGCUUCAGCCAGUGGCAGUGGCGUUGGCGCCCGGUUCAGCGUGGCAGUGGCGUUGGCGCCCGGUUCAGCCGUGGCAGUGGCGUUGGCGCCCGGUUCAGCCGUUGGCGCCGGUUCAGCCGUGGCGUGCCAGCUGCGUGGCGUGGCGCCCGGUCCAGCUGCAGGUGGCGUUGGCGCCAGGUCCAGAUGCAGCCGUGGCGUUGGCGCCAGGUCCAGAUGCAGCCGUGACAUUGGCGCCUGUCCAGCUGCAGCCGGCGUUGGCGCCCGAUCCGGUAGUGGCGUUGGCGCCAGGUCCAACUGCAGUCGUGGCGUUGGCGCCCGAUGCAGCUGCAGCCGUGGCGUUGGCGCCCGAUGCAGCUGCAGCCGUGGCGUUGGCGCCCGAUGCAGCUGCAGCCGUGGCGUCCGAUCCAGUCGUGGCGUUGGAGCCCGAUGCAGCUGCACCUGUGACAUUGGCGCCCGGUCCAGCUGUGGCGUUGGCGCCCGGUCCACCUGCAGCCGUGGCGUUGGCGCCCGGUCCAGCUGUGGCGUUGGCACCCGAUCCGGUCGUGGCAUUGGCGCCCGGUCCAGCUGUAGCCGUGGUGUUGGCGCCCGAUCCAGCUGCACCCGCGUGA